Messenger RNA from Anopheles aquasalis, 1060 nucleotides. Its product is annotated as elongation of very long chain fatty acids protein 7-like. Gene Ontology annotation, molecular function: fatty acid elongase activity. Gene Ontology annotation, biological process: fatty acid elongation, saturated fatty acid; very long-chain fatty acid biosynthetic process; sphingolipid biosynthetic process. NCBI's taxonomy places the organism in Eukaryota, Metazoa, Arthropoda, Insecta, Diptera, Culicidae. The record is from RefSeq and is a predicted model, not a curated record. Gene Ontology annotation, cellular component: endoplasmic reticulum membrane.
AGGCUCAGUAGUGUUCUAAGUUCUAACCGCACCGGACUGCUAGUUUGCACACACGGUCCGCAGAAAAAAACGGCAAGAUGCUGGUGUUACGGUACCUGGCAUCCUUUUACCACUAUGCCAACUACGAAGUCAGCGAUCCUCGGGUGAAUGGCUGGUUCCUGAUGGGUACACCGUGGCCCGGUGCGGUCAUACUCGGGCUCUAUCUGAUGUUCGUGCUCAAGUGGGGCCCAAAGUGGAUGGAAAACCGGAAACCGUUCCGCAUCGACAGCAUCAUCAAGUACUACAAUCUCGCGCAGGUCGUCAUCUGUGCGUACCUGUUCGUGGAGGGAUUACGGUUGGGUUAUCUACGGGGCUACAGCUUCCUCUGUCAGCCGGUUGACUACUCGGAGAACGAAGUGCCAACGAUGAUAGCGCGCCGUUGCUACUACUACUUCCUGGUGAAGGUGCUCGAUCUGCUCGACACGAUCUUCUUCGUGCUGCGGAAGAAGCAGAACCAGGUGAGCUUUCUGCACGUGUACCACCACACCGGCAUGGUGAUGUUGAUCUGGAGCGGCGUCAAAUGGUUCCCCGGUGGCCACGGGGUGUUUAUGGGCUUCAUCAACAGCUUCGUGCAUGUGGUCAUGUACUUUUACUACUUCCUCACCUCGGUUAGCCCCAAGUACAAGGGUAAUCUCUGGUGGAAGAAGUACAUCACUCAGCUACAGAUCAUCCAGUUCGGUAUGAUCUUUCUGCAGUGGUUCGUGCUACUGUUCCAGCCCAACUGCGCGUUCCCCAAGUGGCCUCUGUUCAUUAUUCUGCCGCAGAAUCUGUUCAUGUUCUGCCUCUUCCUAGACUUUUACUAUCAGGCAUACGUCAAGAAGGCCCCAACGAAGGUACCGGCACAGCAGCAUCGGCGGAUCUCGGCCAGUACGCCGCGGGCUGGCGUGGAGAAGCGUGCCGCUGCUGUCAAGUGAGCCGACACACCGGAGGUCACUUUGUAGUCGCGGUUUUGUGUUCGAGUUGUGUAAAAAAAACUACUAUUUAGCCAAUAAACGACGGAGCAGCGUGUGUAUGUCUGGUA